Boleophthalmus pectinirostris (great blue-spotted mudskipper) is the source of this 6784-nucleotide messenger RNA. RefSeq names its product syntaxin 12, like (gene stx12l). The record is from RefSeq and is a predicted model, not a curated record. Gene Ontology annotation, molecular function: SNARE binding; SNAP receptor activity. NCBI's taxonomy places the organism in Eukaryota, Metazoa, Chordata, Actinopteri, Gobiiformes, Gobiidae. The transcript is spliced from 10 exons. The coding region runs from base 183 to 986 and encodes 267 amino acids. Gene Ontology annotation, biological process: intracellular protein transport; vesicle fusion; vesicle-mediated transport. Gene Ontology annotation, cellular component: postsynaptic recycling endosome; synaptic vesicle membrane; synaptic vesicle.
GGCUGGGUUUGGUUUGGUUUGCGCAGCGGAGCGUCUUUUUCAGUUUUUCCCGUCUAAAUAUCGAUCUUUCUGCGGGAUUAUUCAACGAGAGACACUAACAACACCCGUCCGAUUGUAAGUAAGGUCUGUGUUUGUGAGCGUCGCUACCAGAUCCGUACUCGAGUUGCAUCUGUCCCUGGCUGAUGAUGUCAUACAGCCGCGCCGAGUGGUCCCAGCCGCGGGACUUCAGCAGCCUCAUCCAGACCUGCAGCGGAAACAUCCAGAAGAUCACACAGAACACUGGUCAGAUUAAGAAUCUUUUGUACCAACUGGGAACUGGAAAUGAGAUCUCCGAGCCUCAGGAGAAGCUGCAGCAGCUUCAGCACUACACAAACCAACUGGCCAAAGAGACAAACCGCCAUCUUAAGGACCUGGGGACACUGCCUCCUCCCAUGUCUCCAUCUGAACAGAGACAACAGAAGCUGCAGAGGGAGCGUCUGAUGAGCGACUUCUCGGCGGCGCUCCAUAACUUCCAGACGGUUCAGAGACGAGCGGCCGACAAAGAGAAGGAGAGUGUGGCUCGAGCGCGCGCCUCCUCCAGGGCUGCGGGAGAUGGAGACAACCUGAACGACCACCUGGUGACAUUUGAAAAAGAGGACGAGUGGGGUCAAGCCGUGACUCAGACUCAGGAGCCGGGAAUGACAGAGGAGGACCUGGAGAUCAUCAGGGAGAGAGAGACCAACAUACGACAACUGGAGGCUGACAUUUUGGACGUGAACCAGAUUUUCAAAGACUUGGCUGUGAUGAUUCACGACCAGGGAGAGAUGAUCGACAGCAUUGAGGCGAAUGUAGAAAACGCAGAGGUCCAUGUGAACAAAGGUGCGGCUCAGCUCCAGAAGGCGGCGUAUUACCAGAGGAAGUCCCGUAAGAGGAUGUGUGUUCUGACCAUGGUGCUUUCACUGGUACUGGUAAUUCUCAUCAUCAUCAUCUGGCAGGCCAUCAAAUGAGAGCAGAGGUCUCUACUUUACGAGUGUUUUUGAACUGUGCGUGUUUGAGUGAGUGAGUGUAUGUGUGUGUGUGUGUGUGUGUGAAUGUGUGUGUGUACGACAGCUGCAGCACUGGACCAUAUGAAACCUGUAACUUAAAGCUAAUCACAUAGGCUGGGUUCACACUGUGGAGGGUGCAGUGGUCUGUAUAAUCACCCAACAGAAAAUCCAAAAAAAUAUUGAACUUUGGACCAAAUUCGAACCAAAUCAUUACAGCAAACUAAAUCUAUCGGUACGACUAUUAUUAUGACAAUAUUAGUUAUGGGAUGAGACAAAAUUUUACGAUACGAGAUUGGGUCCACAAGAUCUGCAAUGCUACUACAAUAUUUGCAUUUUUGUGAAUUUUAUAAGUCUUGUGAACCCAGUCAAUGGAGCUGUCCAAUGGGUUGAGUUUCUUUUAUAUGGAAAUGUAGCACAAACAUAAUGAACUACAUAAAACUGACAACAGGCACUAACAAUAACACAGUAUGGACUUUAUGCUAUAAUAUAUUUACAGUUUAUUUAAAAUCAUUUAUCUUCAGUUAUGAUGAGAUACAAAGGUGUGGAUCCACUGUAGGGCCAUAAAGUAACAACGAGCCUAAACCAGUUUUUAUACCUAAGAGGGAGUGUGGGCUCUAUUCACGCUUACGUUACAAAACCGGAAGACUUUUGGAAACAUGCAGAUGACGACUUCCUUUGGGCUCUGUUGGCGAUAGUAACUCUGAUAAAAAUCUGGGACAAUAGCCUGGUUUUCUUCAUCUAGAUGUCACUCUAUUCUUUCUUUUUUUCCUUUUAUAGAUUGCCUAUUAAUUUAAGUAUUAUAAUUUGUCUAACUUUCCGUAUUUUUCCGACUAUAAAUCGCUCCAGAGUAUAAGUCUCACCAGCCCAAAAAUGCGUAAUGAAGAAGAAAGAAACAUAUAUAAGUCGCACUUUCUAGGGGAAAAUAAUUUUAUAUAAUCAGAGACCAGGAACUGACAUUUCAUCUUGAAAGUCAAGUUGUAGUAAAAACAAUAGAAGAGAGAACAACAGACUGUUAACGUCACAUAUGAACAGUUCUUCAGAUAAACUAUAACAUAAACAACAGAACAGAACAAGUUUAACAAACUCUCCAUCUCACUCCAAAUCACUAAAUCCAUUCAAUUCUUCAUCCUCGGUGUCACUUCUGAGCAACUCCUCGACCUCCGGAGGUAAACAGAGCGUCACUUCCACUUCUGUGUCGCUGUCGUCAGACUCAGCAUCAGUUCCAGUUAGAAUUAUUCCGACCUUUCUGAAUCCCGACAGGAUGGUUUCGGUGUCACUGAAGUUCAGGCUUUGUUCAUCCAUCCAGUGACUUCAGGAAAGUUUCAUGGUGCAUCCUCCCAGUGUCACAAGUUUCUCUCUCACUGCAAACUUUCUUUCUGCUGCUCGAUUAAUGUUUUCAGCUGCAGAAUACAAUUUUCUUUUUGGGGGUGUUUAUGUUCAGUCUUCUCAGUUGUUUUUAUAAGUUAUAAGGGUAAGUUGCACUGGAGUAUAAGUCGCAGGAAACAUCCAAACCAUGAACAAAAGUGCGAAUUAUAGUCAGAAAAAUAUGUUAAUUAAAAAAAAAGAUGUAACUGUCGCGUUCCGUUCGGCAGAUCAACAGUUACAUCCAGCUGCCUGAAAGGGACACUGAAGACGCGAUUAGAGUUUCCAAACGUCUUCCGGUAAGCGUGAAUAGAGCCCAUUCUGUAAAGUAAAAUACCCCCUCUUUAAUAAUUAUGAAAUGCAUAAUAACACCUGUGUAGUGUUUUUCAAGAUACCCCAAAGACAAACAUUAUCAGAGACUCAGAUCAAUACUUUUAUAUUUUACUUUGAAACAAAUAAAGGUACUAAAACCAGGUACUUUAAUAAUAUAAUUUAAUUUAUAUUCAAUUAAAUGGUUGUAGACUUCAGAUAAUUGACACUUUGCAGUGAGAUCAUGCUGGGAGCAUACAUGCAUGUCUAUGGUAGAAUGUUUAGCAGUUACCAUGGAAACACGAGGCACACAUUAGCAAACGCAGCCUAAUACACUUUUAGAGUGGAGUGUGGAAAAGUUGAAUACGCUCCGUCGUAGCGUUUCCGUCUUCACUGCCCAAGACGCAAAACUCUGGUCAGAUCUGCUCAGGUCGUGUACGAGUUUGUCACAUACGUCACCACCGAGCCGCCUGGCAUGCAGACCCAAAUGAAUUUCACACACUAUUGCAUCACCCUAUGCACACAGUUUUCCUCCUGAAGACGCUCAUCUAAAUGCAGAAAAAAAUGUGACGCCACUUUUGCGUCUUCUGUUCAGACCGUCAUCAUAUAAACGUGGCCUUGGAUUCUGUCUCAGAAUCCUUGCUCAGUCUCCUCCGAGCUCUGCCAACUUCUGCCGUCUGGCAACGUCCUCAAACCUUUGAGUCGGAUGGAUAAACGAAUGCACCAUAAUAUCUGAGUCAUUUCACACAGAAAAGACUUUUCAGAUCCACAAGUGACACAUUUCAGCUGUGGUAACUGCACAUUAAUUAAUUCAUCAUUGCAUUUAUACAGCGCCUUUUAAGAUACUCAAAGCUCUUUACAGUUCAUUAUUCAGUCACUUCACACUCAGUGGUGGUAAACUACUACUGUAGCCACAGGUGCCCUGGGGCACACCAUUGGCCCCUCCGACCACCACCGUCACUCACACACACACCACUUUCAUACUAGGCAAUGUGGGUGAAGUGUCUUGCCUAAGGACACAACAACAGUUUUUGCCACUGGCGCCGCACAACGAGGUGCCGUGUGUUCUGCAGUUUUCACACACUUCUCGGACUCCACGGCUUGCAUUAAAACUGCACAACGCACGGCUCCAAGUUGUUUAAUGUUUACUUAACACGACACAUUUUCAGGAGCCUGUGAUCAAUACGAGCGUCCAUGGUCUUGUUAAGAAAACGUGAGAGUGACUAACUAAAAAACUGUUGAGAUGGACUUGUUUAACUGCACAAAUACUGCUCUUUCUAGUCAGAUUGUGUUAAAAUAAAGCUCUGAUUAAAGUCUAACUUGAGUUCCAGAGCUUCAGACAGAGCAGUGCCUCCAGUGAGCGUCACACCCCCACAUCUGCUGCAAAGUGUCAAUUACAAUGACAUUUUUGUAAACUCAAGCUUUAGAGAAAGACUUGACUUCAUGGCACAAACACUAAUAUGAAGCUCUAACCGACACUAAAAUAAAAUGAAGAAAAUGUGAUGAAAAUAGAUGUUUACUUUUAUUUAAUAUUUACACUACAGUAAUGUUUAUUUGUCCAUUUUAACAUAUGUCGUAUUUGUUGGUGCAACUGACUUCUGCUGAAACUGCCAGUCGCUCGUAUUUACCUCUUUGUAAAGUGACUCCGUGGAAAAACAACAAAAAUAAAGGUUUGUUGCUGAAUAAAACUGAAAAAUAAAACUGCUCUGUGUAACAAACUGCCACAUGUAAAUAUUUAAACCACAACAAAUGCUCUUAAAAUACUUAAAAGUUCCAUAUUACACUGUUUUCUGAUCUAUGUUCUAAUGUUUCCUCCUCACAAACAGACCUGGACUUGUGUUUUGUUUAAUUUGCACAAACCCUGCAAAUUUAGGUUCUUCUCUCAAACAGAAAACACUGCUGUUCCACCUUGUGAUGUCAUGUGGUGAUACAGGAAGUGUUCCAUUGUGUUUUUAAGCUCCAUGCACCUUCACUAGAAUCAUGUGGAUAAUUUCAGCCCUGGAAUUUCCGAUCUCUACUCAACUAAAAGUAAAAGGAGCUGUUCACUUGAAAAAUGACAUCACAAGGUGGAACAGAGCAUUUUGAGAUUUGGAGAUGUAGACAGACAAAUAAUAAAGUGUUACUCAAACGUGUGAGUGAAACAAACCACAACUCCAGGUACACAGCAAAAACUGGAGGGUUAAAGUUUCAGGGUAAAAUAUUUGAGUUGUUUUUAAUACAAAAAGUGUUAGUUUAACUAUUUGAAAGUUAAAUGUGGGUUAGAGUUGGGGUUAUUUGCCGGAGUUGAUAUAGUUGGAGUUAAUUCCAUAUUUCCCUUAGUGUUAAUUUGGCUCCUCCCACCCACCACUACAAACUCCCACGAGAGAAGACCAGUUUGAGCCAGUUUUGUUCAUAAUUUCAUCUUAAAUUAACUAAAAUAAAGUGUAAAAAUAAACCAUGUCUGUGUGUUUAGCUAAAUCAGGAUAACUCUACAAAAGUGUUAACUGUUUACUCUCAAAACAUUCAUAUAACUCUUGAUUUUGGGGUUAAACAGGAACUUUACUAUCCUGAUUUAUCAGCCAGUUUCACUUUGUGGAAACCGUCUGACCUCGCAGCAUUAGGAUUUAUUCACUCAGCAGCAGACAGGUUUUAUUUAACCAAUCACUGCUGUUUGGUCGCGAUGUAUGUAAUGCGCCACUAAUGUUGCUAACUGGUUAUAUGUUGUUUAUAUUAAGCUUUUCCCAAAUCCUGUAGGAAGAAAGGCAAUAAAGUCUUUCCCCAUGAUAAAAUUCACCAAACAUUCUCUUUGUUUUAGCUUUAAAUCCUCAGUCUCGAGAAUCAUUGCCAACACAGAAUAUAUGUCUCUUCGCUUAUUGGCUGAUGCCCGAACUUGCACUUGCAAACCGUCUAGUGUAUUUAUUCCGAUUCCUGACCUAGUCGCUGGAGAGAAAUGAAAUUGAGCGGAGACACUAGGUGGCGCCAGCCUGGUUAGAACUUUGGUCCAUUGUUACUUAAUUAACAUUCCCAAAAUGUUAAAUUAACUCUAGAACAGAUUGGACUCAUAUAAACCCUGAGAAAAUGUUAAAGUUGAUUUUGUGAGAGUGAAUUUUAACACUCCACUGUUUGCCGUGUUUGUUUUUGAGGAGGUAACAACAUUCUAACAUGACUAAAAGCUCACAAGAGUCGAUUUUGUGUAAUACAGAACCUUUAUGUGAUUCUGUGGUUGUGUUUUUCUGGAGGAGUUGUAACACAAAUACAACGUGCGUAUCUACUAGUCUAUGGCCUUAUCUAUUUUCAUGCAGCUGUGUAAUGUGGGUUUGUAAAUUUACACUGGAUGAAGCUUUAUUACACUUUUUUCCUUGUAUUUAGUCUCACUGUAACAUAUGUAAUCAGAAUCGUACCACUACUUGCUUUUAAAACUUGUAUUAUUUAUGGAAUUUAUUUAAAAAAAAACAUCUAUAGGUUCCAGCCACCACCGUUGCCAUAGCAGCAAACAACAAUUGAGACCAACAUUUUAUAUAUUUUGAUUCUUUUAAACCGACCAAUACUGCACUUUGGCUUUGCAGCACAAUGUCAUUUUUACUCUCAAAUAUGUUCCGUUGUUGUUUUUUUUAUUUUUUUUUAUUUUAAAGGUGCAUUGCGUAACUUUUUUGGUAGAAGGUCCAUGUAGAUCUCCAGGGAGACAAGACACAUCGCUUAGACCAAGUUACAGGUCAGAUCUGUGGAGCGUUGGCCCACCUCACUGUAAUAAUGUGAGUUUUUGAGAAAUAAAAACACCCGCAACUGAAUAAAUACAAGAUAUAUUGGUUUAAUGCCGUACUGUGGAACAUUUAUUCAGACAGUAAUGCAUAAAACGUGCAUAGAAAACGUAAAUGCAUAAAUACAAAACAAAAAAUAAUGAAUGAAAUAAAAAAUGGAGACAGGCAGAUGGCAAAUCCUCCACCAGAAAAGUUACACAGUGCACCUUUAAUCUGUAUAUCUGUGUAUCUAACCCACAUUUGACCAAAAAAAAAAAAACUUAUCAAAAUAUAAUCGUUGACAAAAUGAACAUGUAUGAGGAAAAUGAAGGAGAAGAGAAAAACUGUAAUAAUAAAAAUCUGCCUCUGUUA